UCGGAUGAUUUUUUGGAGAUGGAAAUUUUCCCUCUCCACUGUGAACAAUAUCUGGUCGAUCAAAAAUAGGGAUCGCUGAAAGCGGUGUCACGCAACGGCAACGACUUCAUUGAACCUACCUUUGUGCAAAAAAAAAUCCGGUCCGAUUUGUUUUGGAAGUAAAAUUUUACCGUGGUGCGUACCUGUUGUGAAGAGAUUCCCUCGAAAAUUACAUCGCCCUGCAAAGCAAAAAGGGCGCUCUGGUUCGUUUGGGAUACGGCAAGUUUAUUCUGUGUGAUUUGUUACGGGUGGAGAUAAAGUUGCAACUAUUCUUUAAAGUGAAGUGUUACCACCAACGCGGUCAAUCAUGAGUGCAAUUCUUCGGAACCAAAGUCAGCUGUUAGGCAUGAACCGCUGCUACCGGAAUGUACAUCCUAACGCACGGGUACGAUUUGUCAGUUAUCGCACGAAAACACCAGUCGCUUUUAUAAGCGCCCAGUACGACAGCCUACUUCAGCCCUGUACCAUCUUCAGUGUAAAUUCCAACUGCAGGAGACCGGUUGGAGCGUGCAAUGGUGGCCUACCUUUGCUCGAUGCACUCGGAUAUGGCCGUGGCAGUGGGACACUGUCGCCGCAAAUUAUCAGAUGCAUUUCCACCACAAGUUGGCUUCAAGAUCAACCAUCCUCCAAGGUUGAAGUCACGGUACAAACGUUAAAGAAGAAAGAAAAAGAGCAACAGCAGCAACAGCAGCUUGCUAACGGUGCAGUGAAUGGAGUUCCAGUUGGAGCUGCAGUAACGACAGGAACAUCAGCGCCAGCAUCAUCCACAAAUGUGCUGUCCGACAGUGCGACAGUUAUGGGUGCACCUAGCGCUACCACAGGUAGCAGCCCUGCUACAAACACAGAGCAACAACAAACACCGCCGGCAGCCGCCGUCGUAGCUGCCGCUCCGGUUGUGAAGAAAACGCUCCAACAGCGUAUAUGGGCUGAACUGGUGCACUACUACCACGGGUUCCGGUUACUGUUCAUCGACAUUAACAUUAGCCGGAAGUUGCUGUGGCGUGUACUUAACGGGAAAACGUUGACUCGCCGCGAGCACAAACUACUCAUCCGGACGACCUCCGAUCUGUUCCGGCUGGUACCGUUCUCGGUGUUUAUUAUCGUACCGUUUAUGGAGUUGCUGUUGCCGCUCGCGAUCAAGCUGUUCCCGGGCAUGUUGCCCUCCACCUUCCAAACCGCCACCGAGCGGGAGGACAAAAUUAAGCAAAACCUCAAGGUGAAGAUCGAGAUGGCCAAGUUCCUGCAGAAAACGCUGGACGAUAUGGCGGUACAGAACAAGGAGCAUCGGUCGCAGGCGGCCAAAGACUUCAGUGAAUUUUUCACGCGCAUCCGUACGACGGAAAACUUUACCAUUUCGAACGAGGAAAUAUUGAAAUUUUCCAAACUGUUUGAGGAUGAAAUCACGCUUGAUUCGUUAACCCGCCAGCAGCUGCAGGCACUGUGCCGCGUACUCGAGGUGUCCCCGAUAGGCACGUCCAACCUGCUACGUUUCCAGCUACGGCUUAAGCUACGCAAUCUGGCGGCAGAUGAUCGCACCAUCCAGAAGGAAGGUAUCGAAUCGCUUAAUCUAUCCGAGUUACAGGCGGCUUGCCGGGCGCGUGGUAUGCGUGCGUACGGUGCCUCGGAGGAACGGCUGAAAUCGCAGCUUCAGGAGUGGAUUAAUCUGAGCCUGAACGAAAAGGUUCCACCCUCGUUGCUGCUGCUGUCCCGCGCGCUGGUACUGCCGGAGAACAUUACCACGAGUGACAAACUGAAGGCAACGAUCUCCUCGCUGCCCGACUCGGUGGCGACCGUUACGAAGGCGGCCAUCGGUGAACGGGAGGGUAAGAUCGACAACAAGACGAAGAUAGAGGUGAUUAAAGAGGAGGAACGCAAGAUCAAAGAAGAGCGCGAAGAGGAGAAAGAAAAACAAAAGGAACAACAGGAGCUGGUCGAUGGUGCUCCGGUGCUGACGGCCGAUGGCAAGAUGGCCACGGAACCGACGAGCACGACGACAGUACCGGAGCAGCCGGAAAUCAUUUUCGCUCCCGCACCGUCCCGUACGAUCGUGCUCGACCAGAUACCGCCGCAACCACAUACGGUGCCGGAGAUCUCGAGCAAGGAUCUGGAGGUGCUAGGCGAUGCGCUCGGCACGCUGAGCAAGGAUAAGAAAUCGUUGCUGGUCGAGAAGGAAGAGAUAAGGGACCUGAAGGAAGAGAUUGCCGACUAUCAGGAGGAUGUGCAAGAACUACAAGAGGUUGUCACUGCCGCUCGCAAUCAGGAGGAAGUACAGGUGAAGGAAUCGCGUGCCGCGAAGUUGCUGUUCCGAAAGGUUAACUCGAUGAUCAACCGAAUGGACACCGUGAUGACAGAGUUGGAGCGUAAGGAGAAGCAACUGAAGGAGAAGAUGCAUGCGGCUGAGCAGAGUGAAGAGUUACAGAAACCUCAGGCAGCGGAUGAGGAACUGGUGCGGAUAGACGAGCUAAUGUCCGCAAUUAAAAAGAUCCAAAAUGUUACCGAUGAUUCGCGGUUAGACCAAAUUUCAAAAAUACUCGGCAAAAUCGAUGACGAUCAGGAUGGUCAAAUUAAGGUGGAGGAUGUGCUGAAGGUUAUUGAAACGAUUGGCAAAGAGAACGUUAAGCUAAACGCGAAGCAGGUGGACGAACUGAUCGAUUUGCUCGACAAGGAGGAAGAGCUCGAGGCGGAGGACAAAAUCGAGAAGGCACUCACCAAGAGCCUGGAAGCCAAAGAGAAGCAAAAGGAGCAAAAGGAAAAGGAGAAGGAAAAAUUGCUCGAGCUUACGGAUAAGGCGACGGAUUUGAGUGCUCUGGCAUCACCGCCAAGCCCAACAACGAAGCAGCAGCUCGACGACGGUACAACGAUUAUCGAUGCGGACGCACUGCAAAAGGUUGUGGAGGAACGUAAGAAAAACGCCAGUAUUAAUGGAACCGGUGGAGGAUCAUCGGCGGCGGGAUCGACAGGAGCAGCAGGCAGCACCGAAGUAGUAGUACCACCUCCGACAGCGACACAGCAUCCGACCCGGCCCGACACGAGCGCCGGUGCACCCAAGGACAAAAUGAUUUGAAUAGGAUAUGGCGCGCUUUUUAGUACCACUCCGUCAGGCUGUGCUUCUUCUUGCUACUGUAGCAAACGACAUUCUGUAAGAAAACCUGUUUGUGAAGCCUUCUUUGAAAGAAGCUCCAUUCUCGAACGCAAAACACGGGGAAAACCCCUAAUGAAUAGAAAGUGUGAAAAGCACGACAAAUAAGAUUUUAUGACCUCACAAAACCAAAAACGCAAAACAAAACCAGUGAAGAUUGGAAAUGCAAUAUACACCUUUCCUGCCUUGCAAAUAAUACUACUAGCCUGCUUAAUUCCGCUCGUUGUGCGUUCCAGGGCAUGAUUCCACAAGCGAAGCGAUCUGAAUCGAUCUAUUAAGAUGAUGAGGUCCUGCUGAUUGGCCCGAUGUGCAUGCACAACGUUGCCUAUUGUUUGUAUGUUUUACUUUACUUUUUUCCCUCUACAUACUUUGCGCGUUCCCGCGUCACGGAAAAUACUUACGUCGAACGUUGGUCGUUGAAAAUGUGUCUGCAGCAGAAUACAAUAACGACAAUGACCAACCCCACCACGGACGGACAACUACGAAGUGAUGAGAUUGAUGGUGAUGGUAGAUUCCAUUUCAACAAAUGGUGCUGUAAGAAAGCAAAAUGGGUUACAAAACCAACAAAUUUAAUGUGUAAUAAAAACGAACGAUCGCAUAAAUAAGUCAAAUUGUACAAUAAAAGAAAAAGGAUAAUUUAUUAGGAAUGUUGACGCGGUACA
This is a messenger RNA of Anopheles moucheti, 3840 nucleotides long. RefSeq names its product mitochondrial proton/calcium exchanger protein (gene Letm1). The transcript has 6 exons. Gene Ontology annotation, cellular component: mitochondrial inner membrane. The record is from RefSeq and is a predicted model, not a curated record. Bases 347 to 3103 code for a protein of 918 amino acids. Gene Ontology annotation, molecular function: calcium ion binding; ribosome binding. NCBI's taxonomy places the organism in Eukaryota, Metazoa, Arthropoda, Insecta, Diptera, Culicidae. Gene Ontology annotation, biological process: intracellular monoatomic cation homeostasis.